UGAGCGGAAGGAGUUGUAGUUCAGAGAACAGUGGACUGACUACAGAGUGAGUACAGACAUAAGGAUUGUGUCCACACUGACGGAGAUAGUCUGUUUAUUCUGAGACAAGACAUGGCAGAAGCUGUGGACACGAACACACUAUGUCUCUUUGACGUGGACGGCACGCUCACGGCCGCCAGACAGUGUGUGACUCCAGAAAUGGCCGGGUUCCUGGACAGGCUGAAAACUCGAGUUCGAGUCGGCGUCGUUGGAGGGUCCGACCUCAGCAAGAUCAAGGAGCAGCUGGGAAACGAUGUGAUCCAGAAAGUGGACUACGUGUUUGCCGAGAACGGUCUGGUGGCCUACAAGGACGGACAGCUGCUCUCCGUCCAGUCCAUCCAGGCGCACAUGGGAGAAGAGCUGCUGCAGGAUUUCAUCAACUUCUGUCUCAACUACAUGGCCAAGAUCAAACUGCCCAAGAAGAGGGGGACGUUCAUUGAGUUUCGUAACGGGAUGUUGAACGUGUCUCCCAUCGGACGCAGCUGCACGCAGGAGGAGAGGAACGAGUUCUACGAGCUCGACAAGAAAGAGAAGAUCAGAGAGAAGUUUGUGUCUGUGUUGAAGGAAGAAUUCAAAGGACGAGGACUGUCCUUCUCCAUCGGAGGACAGAUCAGUUUUGACGUGUUCCCUGAUGGCUGGGAUAAGAGAUACUGUCUGGGCAUCGUAGAGAAGGACAAAUACUCCACCAUUCACUUCUUUGGAGACAAGACCAAACCUGGAGGAAACGACUACGAGAUCUACAGCGACCCUCGGACCAUCGGCCACGAAGUUUCCUGUCCAGAGGAGACACAUCGUCUCUGUGAGCAGCUGUUCUUCUCCUGAGGACCAGACUGUCAAUAAAUGACUUUAAAAGACAAACUCAAGGUGGAGAAUAAGACUCAGACCAGACCAGGCUGAGGGACGAGGUUCAGGUGGUGGAAACCUUCACCAAUCAUCUCCUAAAUAAAUGAAUGAAUGAAUGAAUGAAUACAGUUUCCAGGAGGGACAGAAACCAGGGGGAAGAAAACAAAGAUGAACCGAAGCUGGAAUCACAUGUGGACAGAGAUGGUGGAGACGUGGAGACAUCUUGGUCGUCUUCAAAGAUUCUCAAAGACAUUCAGGACUGGACACUUACAUGGACACUUCUUCUUCUUCUUCUGUUCUGUUUCCAGUAGAUUUAAUGCUCCUCUUCAUCAAUAAAGUUCUGCAGUGAUUGAUGUUUUAAUGUAAA
Mugil cephalus (flathead mullet) is the source of this 1249-nucleotide messenger RNA. It is a transcript of the gene pmm2, whose product is annotated as phosphomannomutase 2. Gene Ontology annotation, cellular component: cytosol. The record is from RefSeq and is a predicted model, not a curated record. The transcript has 8 exons. Bases 112 to 861 code for a protein of 249 amino acids. Lineage: Eukaryota; Metazoa; Chordata; Actinopteri; Mugiliformes; Mugilidae. Gene Ontology annotation, molecular function: phosphomannomutase activity. Gene Ontology annotation, biological process: protein N-linked glycosylation; GDP-mannose biosynthetic process; mannose metabolic process.